AUGACUGUUGCCACAGGCGACCCCUCUGACGAGGCGGCCGCACACCCAGGGCACCCCCAGGACUAUGACCCGGAGGCUGACCAUGAGUGUUGUGAGAGGGUGGUCAUCAACAUCUCGGGGCUGCGCUUUGAGACACAACUCAAAACUCUCUCCCAGUUCCCAGAGACUUUGCUGGGGGACCCCAAAAAGAGGAUGCGGUACUUUGAUCCACUGAGGAAUGAGUACUUCUUCGACAGGAACAGACCCAGCUUUGAUGCCAUAUUGUACUACUACCAAUCAGGGGGCAGGCUAAGGAGGCCGGUGAAUGUCACCCUUGAUAUUUUCUCAGAGGAGAUCCGUUUCUAUGAGCUUGGGGAGGAGGCCAUCGAGAUGUUCCGAGAAGAUGAGGGUUUCAUUAAGGAGGAGGAGAGGCCUCUUCCUGAUAAUGAGUUUCAGAGACAGGUGUGGCUGCUGUUUGAGUAUCCAGAGAGCUCAGGUCCUGCUAGGAUUAUUGCCAUAAUCUCUGUCAUGGUCAUCCUGAUAUCUAUAGUCAGUUUCUGCUUGGAGACCCUUCCUAUUUUCCGCAAUGAUGAGGAGGAAAUGCACAAGUCUCAUGCGGAAGUCUUUUCACCUGAGACCAACACCACUAUUAUCAGCUAUACAUCCACCUACUUCACUGACCCCUUCUUUAUCCUGGAGACACUUUGCAUUAUAUGGUUCUCUUUUGAGUUUCUAGUGCGCUUCUUUGCCUGCCCUAGCAAAGCAGGUUUUUUUGGUAAUAUAAUGAACAUUAUUGAUAUUGUUGCUAUCAUCCCCUACUUUAUCACUCUUGGCACAGAGCUAGCAGAUAAACCGGAGGAUGGCCAAGCAGGUCAGCAAGCCAUGUCCUUAGCCAUUCUCAGGGUCAUCCGUUUAGUACGAGUCUUUAGAAUUUUCAAGCUCUCACGUCACUCCAAGGGGCUUCAGAUCUUGGGCCAGACCCUGAAAGCCAGCAUGAGGGAGCUGGGUCUUCUCAUUUUCUUCCUCUUCAUAGGGGUCAUUCUGUUCUCCAGUGCUGUCUACUUUGCUGAAGCAGAUGAACCCGAGUCACAGUUUGAAAGCAUCCCAGAUGCCUUCUGGUGGGCUGUGGUAUCUAUGACAACGGUUGGCUAUGGUGAUAUGGUCCCUACUACCAUUGGUGGCAAGAUUGUGGGCUCCCUCUGCGCCAUUGCAGGUGUGCUGACCAUUGCUUUACCUGUGCCUGUCAUUGUCUCCAACUUCAAUUACUUCUACCAUCGUGAGACUGAAGGUGAAGAACAAGCCCAGUACCUGCAGGUCAAUGUUCCCAAAGCUGAUUCAGCUGAGGAGCUGAAGAAGAGCAGGAGUGGCUCCACCAUCAGUAAAUCAGACUAUAUGGAGAUCCAGGAGGCUGUUAACAACAGCAAUGAGGACUUUCAGGAGGAGAACCUUAAGACAGCUAACUGCACACUGGCCAACACAAACUAUGUCAACAUCACCAAAAUGCUCACAGACGUGUAGUCAUAUGCUGUUUUUUUCCCCGUCACUGUGGGAAAUGUGGAGCUGAGCAACUGGAUGGGACAGGUGUACAGCCUCCCCAUCUCACAUGUGCUGGAAUAUUAAGGCAAUAGGCAAUAUCAGGAUGUUCUCGUCAUUUUAAGAGAGAGACCUAGAAAAAAAAAUUACAAAGACCAUAUGCUCACCCCCCUCCCCAUCCUCUCUUCACUCCUCACAUCUUGCCCUUAACUCCUGGCAGCAUAACUGUCAAUCAGUGUGAAGAUUCAAAUUUUGCAUUUAGAUUUCUGCAUGGAGUUGGCUUUGUCUGUGUGGCUGUUUAAAAGCUAAAUACCUAAUAAUUUCCUGCGCACAACAGUAGCCAACAGUAGUGCACAAAAAGAAGAAAAAGGGAGAAACUUAGUAGGAUAAAAAAAAAAAAAAAUCAAAAUUUUGCUUCCAGAAAAAAACAACAACAACACAAACCCUGCUUUAGUCCCCUAUCCCUUGGUCCCUCAUUUCCCAAGGCACACUGCUCUGCCAUGCGCUUCUGAAGAGCCCUAUUUGCGUGCUACAUAUGCUGCUUCCUGGAGCCAAUGAAACAAAACUGUUCAGUGGUUAACGACUUAGAGAUAAAAGGAUGUACGAGCAUAAAGCAAGCACACUCCGAUGCUUUGGCCUGUGGGUGACUUGUGACGAGAUUGGUAGUAAAGUACUCCACUUUAUUUCAAGGAUGAAUGACAGCCAUCAGCACUAAGCUUAUGGUUCGACACCUUUUCUUCCCAGUAGACAUCAGUAUCUGAUGAAUGACUGAGAAUGGCCUUGACUUUUCACUGCUUUGGUCUUACAUGGUUUAUGUACUGCAAUGCAAGCUUUCCCCUUCCAUUCACCCAAACUGGUCUUACUGCAGAGCUUUGAGGACAACUUGAAUGUUUAUUCCUAUUUCAUUUGUUUUUCACAAUUUCACACAUACUUACUCAUAUAGAUAGGUAGGUAAUUGUGACUUAACUGAUACUGUAGUUAGAUAGGUACUUUUACUAGGAAAUGUAGACAGUAGAUUACUGCAUGACAUUCUUAUCUGAAUAAGAAUUUUCACUUGUUUCACUACUGCCAUAUUGCUUCAGCACACCACUGUAUAUUGUCUGUACACUGCCCUCUUUACAAUCUUAAGUCCACUUAUACAAGGAUGUCUGCAGUUAGCUGUUUCAAGAACCUAAAGCAUAUGUUAGAGGGUUUCUUAAGGGAUAAUUAUAUGACCAAUCCUGCACUUAACAGGAUGUGGUGUCCUUUGUCUAGAAAUUCAAUGUGAACACAACAUUCCAUGUAGAAGUCAUUGCCAUUAUCUUUGCCAGGUUGCUGCACAAAUACUGCAGCUGAGCUGUGAUUUCCGGCAAAUGCAUUAACUUAUACUCCGGUUUUUAACGUUAGUCCCAGUUACAGAAGUAAUAGGCUCGCACUGUUGUCUUCUUCACAGCUUUGUUACAUGAGCAUGUCUAAGCAAUCAAAAUGACAACUUUUAAGGACUCGUGUAUAGAAUUAUGCUUCCCCUUAACUGCCUUUAUCAAAAUGGGUUUACUCUCCUAGUGUUGCAUGACCUCAAAACAUUCCUAGAAGCAUGCAUUUAAGCUCAAAGAAGAAGACUCUGAGACAAAAAAAAAUCUACAAUGAAUACAAUAGAUAUAUUUAUUUCAAUAUAUAGAAAUAUAUAUAAAUAUAUAAACAGUACACAUACUUUAUCUGAGAAAUAAGGGAAAGGGAGAGCUUUUAAACAAUACGCAGACCAUUGCCAUGUUUUUUUGUUUUGUUUUGUUUUGUUUUUUAUUAGAAUAUCACUGAUUUGCUCUGAGCUCUGUUCCUGUAGCCCUAUUUCAGAGCCUGUACAGACAGAGUGCCAAAGACACACUCUUACUAGCCACUACACCAUCAGUUUCUUGACCUACAAUACUGGUAUCCAGCAAACCUAACAGUCAUCACUUACUCGGUUUGAGACUGCCUUUAGUGAAGCAGUUGCUGAGAGCAGAGGGCGAUGUUAAAACUGUACCUUCCCUACCCAGUUUCAGAAUCUUGAAUAAUCAGGAUACUUGUAACCACAUGGGCUUUGCCCAGCUGGUUGUGUCUGAAAGGCGUUUUAUUGGUCAGAAUAUAAUUUCUCUUUUUCCCCAUCCCCUGAGAAGUCACUAACACUAGGCCCGGAAUCAGUCAGACAUUUUUAAAAGUUGGCACUGAAUGUGAAUCAGGGCCAGAUUCCAGCAGAGAUUUCACCAUUUGCUCAACACUGCCAAGGUAAUCGUCAAAGGCAGUAACAUCAAUAUGAAAGGUGAUAAUUAGCAGUAGUGUAGCAGAUAUUGGCUAACUGUGGUGUCCUCUGACCUCACUCUGUCUUCUCAUAGAUGUAACUGGAAAGGUGAUGGAUUAGGAGAAGGUCUGUAGCAAGAAAUGACUAAUUAAGCUCUGUCAUUUUUAACUUUAUGGGUAAAUAUUGUCAAAUACAAUACCACCAGGAUGUACAUCUUGAUUCUUAGGAUUUCAUUCUGCAGACUACGGGCUUAAACCUGCAGUAGCAAAAUAUUUUAUACCAUUGCUGCCAUUAUGUGCUCAGGUUGCCUCGUUUGACCGGCCAAGGCACCGAGGCGCCUGACGUUGUCUCUCUGUCCGAUCCAUGUUGGCUCUCAUGUCUUGAAAGGACAAUUGAGACUUUUAGUAAAUGAAACUGAAGCCAUUGUAUUUACUGCUUUCCCAAGAGUAGCAUAAAGAUGGACUGAGAGGUUAAAAUGGGGCCGGAGUCCCACUUGUGUGAAGGGUCAGGGUGAGCUUCUUUCAAGAGUUAUCAAGCAAUAUUCCCAUAAUUCCUUGAUGGUGGGUGCUGUGUGGUGACAACAUAAGCAUGGAGAUGGAAAUUAUAUUCAAACUUUUCUGGCACCAUAAACACUAGACCUCUACACUGUCCAACCAAGGUCUUACUGAUCGUCAGUUUAGUUCAUGUGGGUAUGCUGAUGCACUAUGUGGUAGUUUGCACUGUGUGUGUGUGUGUGUGUGUGUGUGUGUGUGUGUGUGUGUGUGUGUGUGGUGAGUGAAAGAGAGAGACAGAGAGAGAGAGCCCACCUCUGAAUGUCAGUAUCUUAGCCUGGUUGUACAGCUGCAUCUAUGUGACAAUGCACAACCACUUGCAUGUCUGUGUAUUUAGGAGAAAAAAAAAAAAAAAAAAAAAAAAAAAAACAUGAUCACAGUAUGACCAAAAAGACUGAAUUGUCUAUGCAUGCAAGUGCAUUGUAUUUUCUUUCAAUCAUUCCUUUUUGCAGACAGAUAUUCAUGACACACAUCUACAGACAGCAUGUUUAUCUGUUAUGUUUGGAAUUGGCCGUGUCACCUCAGUCAAAUUUACUGUAGCAGCUCGUACUGGAAUACACAAUAUUGUAGUUGAAUAUCAAUAAUUAUUUCUCCUCCAAGCACAGGGACAAGUAGAACCACCCUGCCGUGCUUGCAGAUGUAAAAUGUCUUUAUUCCAUGAAAACAAAGUAAAUUGAAAAGCUCUUGUAUUGCUUUAUAGGGAGCACCACAGCCUCUAAAAUAUAACAUCCCUCAACUGCUGAGGGACCCACCAGCAAAUCCACACCAUGAGAAGGGUGCCCAACAGUGAAUACACUGAGAAAUCUAUGCAGAGAAUGAAUAUUAGCUAGUAGUUUGGGAAAAAAGAGGGUUUAAGGAAGGAGUUGUGUGUUUUAUUUAGCACCAAUUACAUGUCAGCCCUGAGAGCUGGCAGUGCAUUUCAAAUUAACCCGGAAAGAAACAUGAACUUGAAUAUGCAAAAGUAGGAUUGUUUUUGCUGUAUGGUAAACACUCACACAUGUUAGCUGAAUGUGAAUAUGACCUUUCCAAAGUUUGGGUUUGUUUGAAUUGCACUAGUCUGUGAGCUCCAUGAGACAAGGCCCAUCUGCUCUCACAAAGAAAGUCUGAAAGCUGUACAUUUUCCAUUUUCAGUAGAGAGGCAGACUCAUAUAAGGAACCAAGUCGAUCAAUAUGCAAUCUGUGUGCAUGUGUGUUUUUGAGAAAGCGUUUCUUUUUUGUUUGACCCAAGAGCCUGACAGUGUGGCAUCCACUGAAAUAAUAUGUACAGUUGCUCACCUCACCCCGAUCCUCCCCAUAUCACGGAGGCCUAAAAUCAUUUAUCAACUUUUGGUACAGUGGAUGAUGGAUUUUCUUUCUAUGAAAUGAAAUGUGAGGGAAAUAAUGUACAUAACAACGAUGGAUUUUGGAGCAAAACAUGUACUAUACUGUAUGUGAAGUCUGGAUUUAAAAAGUAGUAUUAAACUGCACUUUACAUGACCAAAAGGACAAUCUAUGGACAAGAAAAAAAAAAAUGUCAAAAAUUAAAAUGCAUAUAAUCCUUCCAAAUGAUCAUAACCAUGACAAAGUAAUAUCAAUAAUGAAGCCAAUAAUAAUUCAGUCAAAGUUGGGCUUAGUGUGUUUAUUGUGUUCAAUGUCUUCAAUCCUGAAUACUACAC
This is a messenger RNA of Myripristis murdjan (pinecone soldierfish), 5972 nucleotides long. RefSeq names its product potassium voltage-gated channel subfamily A member 2. Gene Ontology annotation, biological process: protein homooligomerization; potassium ion transmembrane transport; action potential. NCBI's taxonomy places the organism in Eukaryota, Metazoa, Chordata, Actinopteri, Holocentriformes, Holocentridae. Gene Ontology annotation, cellular component: axon terminus; voltage-gated potassium channel complex; dendrite. The transcript has a single exon. Gene Ontology annotation, molecular function: delayed rectifier potassium channel activity; protein binding. The coding region runs from base 1 to 1497 and encodes 498 amino acids. The record is from RefSeq and is a predicted model, not a curated record.